CGUGACGUCAUAAGGCUGCGCCGCUCUCCUGCAUCUGUUGUGAUUCGGCUGAAGAAAGGAGCUGAGACGCGAGGAAAGGAAACGAGGAAACACAAAUUCUCCCCCGUAUCCCCGGACGAGAGUGAGGAACGGCUGGCGGAGGGAUGCAGAAAACUGUCGAGGACAGUGUCCAAACACACAGGAAAACUGCUGAUGAAGCGACUGAGAUCCAUGUGACACACUAUGAUAAAGAUGGCGUUUUUUAAAGAGGAGAGUGAAGACGUAAAGAUUGAAGAAACAUUCAAAGUAAAACAUGAAGAGACUGAGGAACAAACAAAGAUGCCAUUUAUUAAAGAGGAGAGUGAAGACGUGAAGAUUCAAGAAGCAUUCAGCGUGAAACAAGAAGAAACUGAGGAACAAACAGACCUGGUCCCGUUGAAAGAGGAGAGUCAAGAUCUGAAUGAAAUGAAAGAGAAAGAUCAGCGUAAGACACUUCACAAUGUCAUAACUGAAGAAAAAUCUUUUAGUAGCUCUCAGACUGAAAAAGCUUCCUCACAAAAAAGGGCUCAAAAGACCGGGACUAUGGGUAAUUUCACCUGCCACCUGUGUGGACUAAGAUUCAAUAAGCCUGGAAAGCUUGAAGCCCACAUGAGAGUUCACACUGGGAGGAAGCUUUACCCCUGCCAACAGUGUGGAUUCAUUUUCAACCAACAAGGAAACCUUAAAAUCCAUAUGAGAAUACACACUGGAGAGAAGCCUUACACCUGCUCUCAGUGUGGAAAGAGUUUCAAUCGAAAUGGAAACCUUAAAGACCACAUGAGAAUUCACACUGGAGAGAGCCCUUACACCUGCCAAUGGUGUGGAAAGAGUUUCACUAAAAAAAAAAACCUCAAUAACCACAUGAGAGUUCACACUGGAGAGAAGCCUUUCACAUGCCCCAGUGUGGAAAGAGUUUCAAUCAAGACAGAAACCUUAAAGUCCACAUGAGAUUUCAUUCUGGGGAGAAGUAGAAUAAAGAAAAAUAAACAUU
This is a messenger RNA of Rhinichthys klamathensis goyatoka, 1009 nucleotides long. Its product is annotated as gastrula zinc finger protein XlCGF7.1-like. The coding region runs from base 223 to 966 and encodes 247 amino acids. The record is from RefSeq and is a predicted model, not a curated record. NCBI's taxonomy places the organism in Eukaryota, Metazoa, Chordata, Actinopteri, Cypriniformes, Leuciscidae. Gene Ontology annotation, biological process: regulation of transcription by RNA polymerase II. The transcript is spliced from 4 exons. Gene Ontology annotation, molecular function: chromatin insulator sequence binding. Gene Ontology annotation, cellular component: chromosome.